CAAAGGACCAAAAAUAAUUAUUCAUCCAUCCAUCCGUUGCCGACUAGUGGACCCCACGGUGCCCCCCACUGUGGGGGCUGCAAUGCAAAGAAGGGGCUGCCAUUGGGACUUCCUAUUCGUAUGGCUUCCUUAGAGGCUGAUGGUGCCCUCCUUCUGCCCUAAGGGUGCCCCCCAUUUUUCUUGCUUGCACCCCCCAAAAAACAGGCCAUGCUUUUCCUAGGCAGCGCCUUCUUGCACCCACAGCGGGGCUGCUGCGCCCCUUUCCUCGCUUUCGGGGGCUUCUUUCGGUGGUCUUCCUCUUCCUGCAGCCCCGGCCUCAGGCGGCUCCGGGUCUUGGUCGACAUGGACGGGGUCUUAGCCGACUUUGAAGGGGGCUUCUUGAAGAAAUUCCAAGCCAGAUUCCCAGACAUGCCUUGCAUCCCUUUGGAGGACCGGCGCGGAUUCUGGGUCUCCGAACAAUAUGGACAGAUCGAGCCCGAGCUCAGCGACAAGGCGAUCAGCAUUUGGGAGUCCAAGGACUUCUUCCUCGAAUUGGACCCGAUCCCAGGCGCCGUGGAAGCAGUCAAGCAAAUGGCAAAGUUGGAAGAGACCGAUGUCUUUAUAUGCACAAGUCCCAUCAAGAAAUAUCGUUAUUGCCCCUAUGAAAAGUAUGCCUGGGUGGAGAAGCAUUUGGGCCCGGAGUUUCUGGAGCAGAUUGUCCUCACCCGGGACAAGACGGUGGUCUCCGGAGACGUCUUGAUCGACGACAGGCCCGACGUUCUAGGAGCCGAGAAGCGGCCGACCUGGGAGCACAUCCUCUUCACGGCGUGCCAUAACAAGCACUUGGAGCUGCCUUCAUCCCGUCGCAGGCUUCACUCCUGGGCCGACGACUGGAAGGCCAUCCUGGACAGCAAGCGGCCCUUGUAGUCAAGCCAGGGACCCGGAAAGAAGCAAAAGGUUUGGCCGGCGUUGGCUCCCAAACCACAUCUAUGGCACUCAAAGGCAGGAAUAGGAAUGAUCAACGUUCUUGGUCCAAAACAAGCCAAGGAGACCUCAGGACAUGAACUCUUAACUCCGGCCUGCUGCCAGGGUCACAGAGCUGGGAAUGAAAGUUACGGAGACUGGGGGCCAACUCAGGGCAGGCCAUGUUUGCCAAAUGCUCUUCUUUUGCCCAGAUCUGUUGAUGUCAACACAUGGGUUGGAUCAUUCGAGUACUGUUUAGAUUAUCUGUGGCUUCCCAAAAGAGGGCAGCAUUGGUACGCUUUCUGCUCCCAACGAACAUGCCUCCAUUUACGGAGCUGAACGGGACACAAAGUGAGACGCUCAGGAAAUAUGAGUUGUCAGGAACCCAUAGAUAAAUCGUCUUUUCAGACCUCAUAUUCUCAAUUGGAAACCCCAAAAAAGUGUGAAUUGUUUGCAAAGGGGAACGUCUUCUGUGUUGUUCUGUCCAAAAUGGCACCAAAGGCAAUCUGGAGAGCUCAGAACUGGGCCCAGGCGUAACUGUUAGCUGUUUCAAAAGAAGGACCGAAAUACAGCAGAUUUCCCAUAACUGGUAGUGUUAUUGAGAAAUAAAUGGGAAUGAGAAAAAAAUCUGUGUCUGAAUUGAA
This is a messenger RNA of Anolis sagrei ordinatus, 1586 nucleotides long. NCBI's taxonomy places the organism in Eukaryota, Metazoa, Chordata, Lepidosauria, Squamata, Anolidae. The record is from RefSeq and is a predicted model, not a curated record.